Messenger RNA from Peronospora belbahrii, 348 nucleotides. Lineage: Eukaryota; Oomycota; Peronosporomycetes; Peronosporales; Peronosporaceae. The record is from the annotation of a GenBank genome assembly.
AUGCGCUCAGAGCUCACGCCAAAAAGCUUGUCUCGCGCUAUCUUGGCCCUGGAAGGUGCCCAAGGACGAUUGAGGUUUAUUUGCAUCCCAGAAGGGUCAGUAACCACGAUAAGUGCGUUCACGUGCGUCUCGGCAACGUCGCGUGCCGAGGUGAAUUUAGCGGAGGUGGAGUCAGUGUAUUUUGGGCUUAUAUCUUCCAAUGAAAGCAAACGUCUGCUCACAAAGCAAAAUGGGACUUAUAAACUUCAAUCACUGCUUCGCCCGAGACGGCGACGACGGCAUAGCAGCGGCGGCAAAGGCAGCGGCGGGGACGGCAAAGACAGCGGUGACGGUGUUGAAGGCGGCUAG